This is a messenger RNA of Suillus fuscotomentosus, 396 nucleotides long. RefSeq lists its product as uncharacterized. NCBI's taxonomy places the organism in Eukaryota, Fungi, Basidiomycota, Agaricomycetes, Boletales, Suillaceae. The coding region runs from base 1 to 396 and encodes 131 amino acids. The record is from RefSeq and is a predicted model, not a curated record. The transcript has a single exon.
AUGACAUCAUCACUCACGAAUACUACAGAUAAUGAGGCUACACAGAUGGGGUUUAAAGUGUAUACAAUUAUCGCCCGGGCAAAAGAGGUGAUGGAGCGCGAACGCAGGGCAUUAGCUGCUUAUCCACCCUCACUUCUUGUUUCAGCAUCCUUCAGCUGCUCAGCUCGCUCGCAUAGCCAGUGUAAGGAGGCAUGGUCUGGAUUCUGGUGGAAGAAAGUGGCCCGUGCAAUUCUCCAUCCAACAAACCCACUUCCACUGACACAGACUCUCCAACUCAUCCUUGAGGCUCCACUGCCUAAUGGCAUGAAUGCUGCAUGCAGGCAAGCUAUGGUUGAUGUGAUGAUAGAGUUAGAUGAACUUGAGAUUGAGGAGAGGAUUAUUGAGGGGGUUAUAUGA